This is a messenger RNA of Aspergillus eucalypticola CBS 122712, 536 nucleotides long. RefSeq lists its product as uncharacterized. The record is from RefSeq and is a predicted model, not a curated record. The transcript has a single exon. Bases 111 to 404 code for a protein of 97 amino acids. NCBI's taxonomy places the organism in Eukaryota, Fungi, Ascomycota, Eurotiomycetes, Eurotiales, Aspergillaceae.
CAUCGCGACCAUCAACACCUUCCGGCACCAUUUACUCAAACACGGGCAUAGAAAACACACAAAUUCUCCAGUCCCCAUCUGCGCAUCAGCAUAUCCAUAAGUCCCGAUCUAUGAACGACAUCGCACUAACACCGGCGGCUACCCAGGUUCAAAAGCAGAAAAAAGCAGUCGCCAUGGCGUCAGCCUCUGUGAAAGCCUCUGGCAAGUUGCUAGUCAAGUACGUAUCCGGCGCGAUCGUCGAUAUCCCACUAGCGGCUGCAGAGGACUUUCGCGCUCUACCCUAUCUGUAUGGAGACAAGAUUCACGAUUACGGCCAAGUAAGAACUGGAAAAUUGGAACAAUGGCUGGAGCUAUGCCCUUUGCCUUUGGGGAUUGGCGAAGGAAUGACGAAUAUCUUUUACUAACCGUAUAAGAUGGCGAGAGAUAAUGGAGCGAAGGGUUUGCGAUGGGGUUUCUGAAGGGCAGUUUUGGGGCGGUUGGAAAAUAGCUCACGGUAAGUGAGAUCUCACAUACGGGGUGGGAAAGUAGUGCAAUUG